AUGUCUAUAGCGACCGAUUACUCGAAUUCCAAUGGUCUUCUAUUUUGGCCAUCUUCACCACGAACAAGAACACCGAAAAAUGUGGACAGUGGACAUCUAAUUGGACGUAUAAUUAAUGAGAGAAUUACUUGCGUGUCUGCAUUGGCUCCAUUCCUGGAUAAGGAUACUGCUACAAGGGAUAAAUUACAUAAAUUGUAUCAUGUGGAUAUCGUAGGUGAAUGGAAGCUAGUUGCUGGAGUCAGUGAAACAUCUAUGGAACAAGACGGACGAGAUAUCCAUGUCGGAUUGAAUAGCAGUACAUGUCGAAUCCAACUACCCCAACACAUGCUCCACCGUGUCUCGGUAAUCUACUAUCAACAGCCAAAUAGUAGAGCGCUGCAGUACCUGUCUCUGCAGCCGUUAACUCUGGAUCCUCAGAUACGGCAACACGCUUCGCCGGCUUCUACAAGGCAAAGGGAUUUAAAUAGGCGGUCAACACGCAUGUUUGAAGAUAGGCAAGAACUGUUCAUUGAUGAUCAUUUGGAUGGUGUUUUGGCUGAGAUCAACGCAUCUCUAGACGUUGAACGGCAUCUAGUCGAUAUGGGUCUCAAUGAGUGGUAUCCAUACCAAAGGAUUGUUGAGAACCUAAGUAAAGUGGGUUCAUGGAUUGGAAGCCGGUUGCAUCCACUGCAUAUGCUGCUGGUGUACCCAAUCUCUGGGUUGGUGCUUAUGGUAUACAUGAUACUGGAAGCCUGUACGCUGCUUCUAAAUACUCGUGUGCUCGGCAUGAAAUCGUGGAGAGAUGUAUCUGUCACAGGUCAGCAAAUAGACCUUCGCAUCCGCCAACUGGUAUACUGGCCAUGGCAGUAUCUUUUAUGGCGUAGGAAGGAUAGAGAAAGCAAGUUGAAGCCUGAAGGACAAGCUCAAUACAUUGGAUUUUACAAUACUGUGUGGCUGGUUGCUAAUGACGUGAUUGUCGGCAUUGGACUUGGUGCUUUCGUCAUUGCCAAUGCUGAUUUCUUGUCUGAAACAUUCAUCAAGUGUCUACAGAUUUACGGGAUCGAAACAAUCAAGAGCAUGGUCGUAUGGCUCAUGAGUUGGCCAGGUGGGCUGAAGCUCAAUAGCAAGCUGGCCAAGUUUCUUGGAGAGUUGUUUCUAUGGCUUAUAGACUUCUGGAGUGGUAGCCUACAACCUCUGGAAGCAUACCUCCCAACAUACAUCCGAUAUGCUGGUCUUUCCGGAACAUUGGGCGCAUCAUUCAUAGUCUCACUAGCUGCAGACUUGCUCAAUGUGACAACGCUGCAUCUGUAUCUGUUCUAUCUCGUUGCAGCUAAACUGCAUUCGUGGCAAGUGAGCGCCAUAAUGUCGCUUUUCAACUUGUUUAGAGGCCAACGCCAAAAUCCUCUCCGGAAACGUGUAGACGCUGCCGAAUAUGACUUGGAUCAGUUACUACUUGGGACGAUUCUCUUCACGGUGUUGAUCUUCUUGUUUCCAACGGUAGCUGUUUAUUAUAUGCUAUUCUACAUCAGUCGAAUGGCUGUAAUCUCACUACAUGGAUUCUGUGAUAUCGCACUCGCAAUCAUAAAUCACUUCCCGUUGUUUGCGAUCAUGUUGAGAUUUAAGGAUCCGGGACGUUUGCCAGCUGGUAUCCGUUUCAGGAUAACAAGUGCUCUAGAUGGCCUGAUUCUAGAGAACGUUCCUAUAGGGCUGAACACCAUAUUUUACCAGUAUUGGCACCUUCUGACUUUGUUACAAAUCAGGGUCUUCUCUUGGGACAUUAUUCGCUCGUCUCUCCUGGGCCUUCAUAUUCAAAGACUACCAGCGCUCCAAUACCCAUCUCCACCACGAAUGACACGAUCUGCAACAUUUGGCGACAUUCACCAGUUUCUUGCCAGUCUCUAA
Molecule: messenger RNA, 1881 nt
Organism: Synchytrium microbalum
Lineage: Eukaryota; Fungi; Chytridiomycota; Chytridiomycetes; Synchytriales; Synchytriaceae
Exons: 16
Coding region: 1-1881 (626 amino acids)
Biological process (GO): GPI anchor biosynthetic process
Cellular component (GO): membrane; endoplasmic reticulum
Source: RefSeq, a predicted model, not a curated record